UAAACAAUUUUUGAAUGCCCUUGUCCCUUCCUCUCAGACUCGGCGAUUAGUGUCUUCUGUCAACUCCUCUCCGUCUCUCAGUCUCCCACGCCGUCGCAGCCAGCCAGCAGGCGGCAGUCUUCUCCGGCGCGGCGAGCCGGCUGACCUCUCAGUUUGUCACUCUAAUAGCAGCCGACAGUCUCCUCAAACCUGAAGGCUCACGGCUCACUCAGUGGCUAGCACAAGCGACUGGAUUCUGAGUUAAGCACUUAGCACCUCAACCUAUUUUAGAACCAAACCUAAUCCUUGCGUACUCCAAAAACCCCCCAAAUACAAAUUUAGGGUUUAUCAUUUCUUGAUGAAAAAUGAAAAUGGAAGCUAAACAACCAAAUACUCUCUCAAGCUUCAUCGACCAACCAGUAGUCCCAGGUGAUGUGAUAUUGGAUCUUUCUUCACUGGCUAACGAAACCAUAAAGCUUGGGGGUGGCCUUCGACAGGAUUGUGAUACUGUAUCUGUCAUGAAAGCUGGGAUUUUGAGAUAUACAAAGCCAAAUAAAUACUGGGUUGAAAGCUCACAAAAAAGAUAUGUUCCUAGUGCGGGAGAUUCAGUUCUUGGAAUCGUGGUCGACACUAAACCAGAUAACUUUCUUGUAGACAUUAAAGGGUCAAUGUUGGCAUUUUUGCCCGUUCUAGCAUUUGAAGGAGGAACGAGAAGAAACAUUCCAAAAUUUGAGGCUGGAACGCUGAUUUAUGCUCGUGUUGUCAAGGCCAACACUGGAAUGAACCCUGAGCUGUCAUGCAUGGAUGCUUCAGGAAAGGCUUCUGAGUUUGGUCCCCUUAAAGAGGGUUACAUGUUUGAAUCAUCAACAGGCUUAUCACGGAUACUUUUGAGUUCCCCGACAUGCCCUGUUCUUGAAGCUCUUGGCAAGAAGCUCUCUUUUGAAAUUGCAAUUGGUUUGAAUGGGCGUAAUUGGGUAAAUGCUCCCGCCCCUGCAACAACUAUCCUUGUCGCAAAUGCUAUCAUGAAUUCCGAGUCUUUGAGCGCCGUGCAGCAGAAGAUUAUGGUGGAGAAGCUGCUCCAGAGAGUGCAAUAAUCAUACACAAUUUUGGAGCUUUUAGCUCCAGAAAGUAGAAUCCAGCCUUUUCAUAUUUUGCAUUCAAUAUCAAGCUUUUUGUUGGUAGGAUAGGGAUAGGGAUAGGGAUAUUCUUUGUUUGGUUUUGAGGAUAAACUUACAUGUGAUGAUUAACUGUGGAAUGACAAAAGGUUAUGGUGGUUAAUAUGAAAGACUAUUGAAGAUUUUA
Messenger RNA from Ipomoea nil (Japanese morning glory), 1281 nucleotides. RefSeq names its product putative exosome complex component rrp40. Gene Ontology annotation, biological process: CUT catabolic process; U4 snRNA 3'-end processing; TRAMP-dependent tRNA surveillance pathway. Gene Ontology annotation, cellular component: nuclear exosome (RNase complex); cytoplasmic exosome (RNase complex). NCBI's taxonomy places the organism in Eukaryota, Viridiplantae, Streptophyta, Magnoliopsida, Solanales, Convolvulaceae. Gene Ontology annotation, molecular function: RNA binding. The transcript has 10 exons. Bases 345 to 1073 code for a protein of 242 amino acids. The record is from RefSeq and is a predicted model, not a curated record.